AUGUCCUUUCGAAUAGCGGUAUCGUCUUCUGGAAAGGGGCGAAGAUUUAGUCCGGACAAGAAUUUCUACAACUUCCAUCCACAGGUCCACGAUGCGCUGGGAAUACAGACAAGCAAGAACUUUUUUGAUAGGAAAGCACACAGGCCUGAUAGUGGAGAGGAUGCCUUCUUCAUUAGCAAGAUUGGCUAUGACGAUAAUGCCUUUGCAUUUGGAGUGGCGGACGGAGUUGGAGGAUGGAGUGAAUCGGGGAUUGAUCCCGCGGAUUUCUCACACGCGUUCUGUGGACAUAUGGCCGAAGCAUCUUUGAAUUGGGAUUCCUCUCCUGAGAGCUUACGAGCUAUGAGCCUUAUGCAGCUAGGCUAUGAGAAGACGCUGUCAGAUAAAGCAGUCUUUGCUGGAAGCAGCACCGCAUGCGUUGGAGUAACUCGGAGUGAUGGCUCAGUGCAGCUUGCUAAUCUCGGCGACUCUGGGUCACUUCUCUUCCGCCUGGCCGCGGUUCACCACUACUCUGCUCCUCAAACCCAUGAUUUCAAUACGCCAUACCAACUCGCAGCCGUGCCCGAGCUAAUUCGGAGGCAGUCCUCCCUAUUCGGUGGAAGGCAAUUCGAAGACCUGCCCCAAGAUGCUGCAAUUACAAAUUGCUCGCUACAGCAUGGGGAUGUCCUGGUCCUGGCCACGGAUGGCGUGUUUGAUAACCUGAACAACCAAGAGGUUCUUAAACUGGUGACUACACGGAUGAUGGGCUCCGGUGCCUGGACAGGGACUUCAGACAUGGGAAUCUCAGCAACAGACAACCUAGAUCCUCUCACCAAACCGGGCGGCCUUUCGUUUGGUAGUAAGCGAACCAAACCUCAAAGGGCCGUUGCUGGCUCGGAAGAGACUGAUCUUCAGGGGAAAGGCCACACUUUGCAGGCACUUUUAGCCGUUACCAUAGCUGGAGAGGCUAAAAUUGCAAGCAUGGACUUUCGACGUGAUGGCCCGUUCGCCAAAGAAUACCAGAGACAUCGCCCCUGGGAUCAUUACAGAGGAGGCAAGCCAGACGAUAUCACUGUUGUCGUUCUAGUGGCUGUUGAAGAAGGCCGGUCUACGUCAGCUUCGUCGUGA
Arthroderma uncinatum is the source of this 1104-nucleotide messenger RNA. Its product is annotated as azr1 protein. The coding region runs from base 1 to 1104 and encodes 367 amino acids. NCBI's taxonomy places the organism in Eukaryota, Fungi, Ascomycota, Eurotiomycetes, Onygenales, Arthrodermataceae. The transcript has 2 exons. The record is from RefSeq and is a predicted model, not a curated record.